Molecule: messenger RNA, 2009 nt
Organism: Struthio camelus australis
Lineage: Eukaryota; Metazoa; Chordata; Aves; Struthioniformes; Struthionidae
Source: RefSeq, a predicted model, not a curated record
UUAUCGGAGCCGGUAGGGAAGAGUGGCUGAACGGCGUGAGUGCAGGCAAGCUGCUGUUGUUCGUGUGUCUGCUGUUGAGGAUGUCAUCUGUAUGCUAGAAGGCUUGUGAUAACUCUUGAAUGAAACAAAUUUUUAGCUCGAGGUCACUUUCUUUUGGAAAAUUAUGUUUUGCCUGUCUAAAAUUCCCCGGAGUUUGGACUCUUUUAGGAUUGGAUUUUUGUUUUGUUUUUUUUUGAAGAUCGCUGAAGAAAAAUGCCUUCCUUGGGAGGAAAAGUGCAGACUGUCUUGGGCCUUGUAGAACCGGACCAGCUUGGCUACACAUUGACUCAUGAGCACUUGACUAUGAACUACAGCUGCUGCUACUGUCCCCCUGCACCAGACCAAAAACCUCUGUCCGAGGGGCCCCUUGAGAUGAAGAACUUGUUUUGGAUUAAGCAGAAUCCCUAUAGCCAUAAAGAAAACCUUCUUUUGUGUCAGGAGACUGAUGCUGUAAAGGAGGAGCUGUUGCUUUUUAAAGCAGCAGGUGGUGGGACUAUAGUGGAAAACACAACCACAGGAAUUAGUCGGGAUAUGAAUACUUUGAAGAAACUUGCGGAAGAAACUGGAGUCCAUAUUAUUGCUGGGGCUGGGUUUUAUGUGGAUUCCACUCAUUCUUCUCAUACACAGGCCAUGACAGUGGAGCAGCUUACAGGCGUUAUUGUUGAUGAGAUACUCAGUGGAGCGGAUGGGACGAACAUAAAGUGUGGUGUGGUGGGAGAAAUCGGCUGCUCCUGGCCCUUGACUCCCAGUGAACGCAGAGUGCUUCAGGCGACCGCACACGCUCAGUCACAGCUUGGGUGCCCCGUUAUAAUCCAUCCUGGCAGAAAUAGUGAUGCACCUUUCCAGAUUAUCCGCGUUCUGCAAGAAGCUGGGGCCGAUGCUUCAAAAACGGUCAUGUCUCACCUUGACAGGACUAUAUUUGAUGCAAAGGAACUUCUGCAGUUUGCUGAACUUGGAUGCUAUUUAGAGUACGACCUAUUUGGUACAGAAUUUCUUCAUUACCAGUUCUACCCUGACAUUGAUAUGCCAAGUGACAAUGAAAGAAUUGCAAGGAUUCGGAUGCUGAUCAAUGAAGGCUAUGAAGACAGAAUUCUGAUGGCUCAUGAUGUGCACACUAAGAAUAGGUUGAUGAAAUAUGGCGGUCAUGGAUAUUCACAUAUCCUUAAAAAUAUAGUUCCUAAAAUGCUAAUUAGAGGCAUAUCCCAAAAUAAAAUUGAUAAAAUACUCCUAGAAAAUCCAAAGCGAUGGUUGACUUUUAAGUAGGGAUAAGGAAUAAAUAUUCCUGUUUUUUAGUAAAGCUUGAUAAAAUUCAUAUUUGUUUCAGGAGAACAGCCAUUUUAAAUUUUGGUUCUUUUGAGAUAAACUAUGAGAUAUUAAUAAGAUACCAACAAACUGAUUGCGACUUCUCUUUUUAAUUAAAACAACAAAAUUAUAUAUUCUGUCUACAUUUUCUCCCUUCUAAAAGUCUGUUCAUGAAUGAUUUACUGGAUAUGAGCCACCUGCAAAAUCUUUUCAAUUAAUUAUUAGAUUACUCUCUAGAAACAGUUAUUUUAAUUCUGUUGUUAUAUGUUAUCCAAAAUAUUUUCCAAGAUGCAUCAUCUGUGCUUUGGAGGAAAUUCAGUGCUUUGAAUUAAAUUCUCCCCCUUGUGGGAAUGAUUUUAAUCCUUGUAAUAUUACUAAUCUGUUAAUUAUGUUCAUAUCCUUUUAAGUAAUGCUUGAUAAAAGGUAUGGCACUUUUAAAUAGCUUCCAAAGACAACAGGAGGUAACAGAAGUUUCAAAUAAUUAUAAAAAGAUAUUGUUUCUUUCUAAUUUAACAACUUAUUUUUAAAUGAAAAUGUAAAAAAUGCAUGGAAAAAUAUAUUUUUGAAUAAAGCAAUGGAAAAAUAUAUUUUUGAAAAAAGUAAUUUGUAGACCUCUUAAACUGUGUGCAGUAUUGUUAUAGAUGUUUUUUUAAAUCACCUCAGAUUUU